AUGGAGCAACGGUUACUAGACAACUGUGACAAGAUAAAACAAGAAAACAGUAAUGCGAUACAAAAGAUGAGUAAAUAUUUCGAAGAUUUAAAAAAAGAACUAGAUGUGAUUCAUGGGCAGAUCACAUCCAAAGAAGAGGAAUCAACCUAUAAGUUUGUAAAGGCGAGGAAAGCAAGUUCAGCUUUAAAAUCAUUAGAAAGUCAAAUCUAUGCGACAGACGGAAGGUCCAGAUUGAAAGUUUGCCAAUUAAAUAGAAAUCAGUUUUAUAACGUCAUAUUAUCAAAAGGUAACCCACUCGGAGAAAUCGAAGUUACAACACAAAGGCAAGGAAAUGUACAGAACGAAAUUAGUAUUCCGAAACGAGAAAGGUUUAUCAAUGUAAAAUCAUCAUCAGAUCGCAUGGGUUGCAAUAUCUCAGGUAUAGCUGCACUAAGUGAUACAACAAUCGCAUGUACCGACUGGAAUAACCACAAGAUAAAGCUUAUUGAUGUCACAGACGGCACACUUAGCUCAGAGAUAGAUGUAGAACCCGAUCCGUGGGAUUUGACACUCGUUCCGAACAAGGAAAUUGCAGUUACUCUGAACUCUGCACAGAAAAUUCAGUUCCUGUCGUUCAAACAAAGUCUAUGUAAAAGUCGCUUCAUUAAGGUUAAUGGAAAGUGUCGCGGAAUAACAUAUAGCAAGGACAGGCUUGUUGUGUCAUACGACAAGGACCCUAAAGUUGAGAUUUUAAAUCUUCGGGGCAAAGUUCUAAAGUGUUUCAAAACAGAUUACACUGGGAAAGCAUUAUUCAUAUAUCCUCUCUAUGUUGCCGUUAGUAGUGUUGAUGAUAUUAUAUACGUGUCAGAUCAAGCUGCCAACUCUGUCUUCAAGCUUACAUUUGACGGACAAGUACUUACUACUUACAAAGAUCCAGAUUUGUUGAAUCCAAGGAAAAUUAUUGUCUGUGAAAAUGAUUACAUGCUUGUGUGUAAUUUCUCUAAGAGUACUGUACAGCUUGUAUCACCAGGAAAUAAAAAGCUGAUGAACAUUCUGGACCGGGUUGACGUUCUUGGUUAUUGCAUGGCACUGCACUAUGAUGAGGAACACGCCAAACUCUACCUGAGUAAUUAUGAAAGCAGAUUUCAGAUUCAGAUGUUCAAAUUGACAUGA
This is a messenger RNA of Mercenaria mercenaria, 1152 nucleotides long. RefSeq lists its product as uncharacterized. The record is from RefSeq and is a predicted model, not a curated record. Gene Ontology annotation, biological process: negative regulation of translation; protein polyubiquitination; proteasome-mediated ubiquitin-dependent protein catabolic process. The coding region runs from base 1 to 1152 and encodes 383 amino acids. Gene Ontology annotation, molecular function: ubiquitin protein ligase activity; translation repressor activity. Lineage: Eukaryota; Metazoa; Mollusca; Bivalvia; Venerida; Veneridae. The transcript has a single exon.